AUGAACCAGGACGCCCUUGCUGAGGUCGAUGACUUCACUUUCCUGCCGGGCACCGUGAGCCUGGUAGAGGAGGUAGACCACAGGAUCCUUGUCGUGCUCCAGGAUGGACGCAAACUGCUGGGCGUGUUGCGCUCUUUUGAUCAAUACGCCAAUCUUGUACUGGAGCAGACCAUAGAGCGCAUUUAUGUGGGCGAGCAGUAUGCCGAAAAGAAUCUUGGGCUCUUCCUCGUGCGGGGCGACAACAUCGUGCUUCUUGGACCCAUCGAUGAGAGUAGAGAGGAGCUGUGCGUGAAGGGCCUCACCAAAGUGACGUUGCCUGAGAUCGAGGCGGCGCGAAAAGCAGAGAGGGAGGCAAAGAGGGCACAGUGGGAGCUCAAGCAGAAAAUGAAUCAGGACCCCUGGUCUUAA
Molecule: messenger RNA, 408 nt
Organism: Acanthamoeba castellanii str. Neff
Lineage: Eukaryota; Discosea; Longamoebia; Acanthamoebidae
Product: LSM domain containing protein
Exons: 3
Coding region: 1-408 (135 amino acids)
Biological process (GO): deadenylation-dependent decapping of nuclear-transcribed mRNA
Cellular component (GO): P-body; Lsm1-7-Pat1 complex
Molecular function (GO): RNA cap binding
Source: RefSeq, a predicted model, not a curated record